Fusarium venenatum is the source of this 1053-nucleotide messenger RNA. Lineage: Eukaryota; Fungi; Ascomycota; Sordariomycetes; Hypocreales; Nectriaceae. The record is from RefSeq and is a predicted model, not a curated record.
AUGCCACCAGUAAAAAUACUAAAUCCUAGGGUUAUCUUCUCAGGCAUCCAGCCUACGGGCGUGCCUCAUCUGGGUAACUAUGUCGGCGCCUUACGACAAUGGGUUCAGCUUCAGCACACCGAACCAGAUGCCAAGCUCAUCUACUCCAUCGUAGAUCUUCACGCUAUCACUAUGCCGCAACCGCCGGAGCAGUUGAGAAGGAGGAAGAGGGAGGCAUUGGCUGCGUUGUUGGCUAUUGGCAUUGAUCCUGAGAGGGCGACUUUGUUCUAUCAGUCUUCUGUCCCAGCUCAUUCAGAGCUUAUGUGGAUUCUUAGCUGCACAGCAUCCGUUGGAUAUCUCUCACGGAUGACACAAUGGAAGGCAAGUAAACUCAAUCUUGGUGAGAAGUCCACUAUAGACGACAAGCAAGCUGGUUCUCGCCUCAAGCUCGGCCUCUUCUCGUAUCCCGUGCUUCAAGCAGCCGAUAUUCUCGUUCACAGAGCAACACAUGUCCCUGUUGGACAUGACCAGCAGCAACAUCUUGAGUUUGCCCGUGAGUGCGUGACAAACUUCAAUGCAGCCUACGGUAAUCACCUUGUUUCCCCUCAAACUCUCAUCCCCCCGGUUCACAGAGUGAUGUCUCUCAAUGACCCAACAUCCAAGAUGUCCAAGUCUCACAAAUCAGAAAAGUCACGCAUUCUUAUCACAGACUCCCCUGAGGAUGUCAAGGCCAAGAUUGGCUCCGCAAAGACAGAUUCCGUCCCCGGCAUUACUUACAACCAAGCUGAACGACCAGGAAUCUCCAAUCUAUUGGAUAUUCUCUCCAUCUUUGACGCUGAGGGCAGGAAAGGCGUGGAGCUUGCAGAGCAGUACAACGACAUUAGCCCCAAGCAGCUCAAGGAGAUGGUCACCGAUGCCGUAAUUGGUGGUCUGGCCGGUAUUCGUGACAAGUAUCUUGAAUUACUGAACAAGGGAGACCAGUAUCUUGAUUCAGUUGAGAGAAUUGGUGCCCAAAAGGCACAAAAGAGUGCCGACGACACCAUGCAAAUUGUUCGAGAUUCCGUCGGGCUUUGA